Messenger RNA from Phlebotomus argentipes, 757 nucleotides. It is a transcript of the gene RpL24-like, whose product is annotated as probable ribosome biogenesis protein RLP24. Bases 107 to 697 code for a protein of 196 amino acids. Gene Ontology annotation, cellular component: nucleolus. Gene Ontology annotation, biological process: ribosomal large subunit biogenesis. The transcript has 2 exons. NCBI's taxonomy places the organism in Eukaryota, Metazoa, Arthropoda, Insecta, Diptera, Psychodidae. The record is from RefSeq and is a predicted model, not a curated record.
GGCAUGCCAGUUGCCAUAACCUCAUUUUUGGUCCAAAUCGUGGUGGUGAAAACACGUUUUCUCUUGAAGGGAAAACAUUCCAAAUUAGAGCGUAAAUCGUGACAAAAUGCGUAUAGAAACGUGUUACUUCUGCUCGUCAAAGAUUUACCCAGGAAAGGGUGUGCAGUUCGUGCGAAAUGACUGCAAGGUGUUCAAGUUCUGCAGAUCAAAGUGCCACAGGGCAUUUAAGAUGAAGAAGAACCCACGCAAGACCAGGUGGACGAAGGCGUACAGAAAGACUGCUGGAAAGGAGCUCACAGUUGACCCGAGCUUUGAGUUCGAGAAGCGCCGCAAUGUUCCCAUCAAGUACAACCGGGAGUUGUGGAGUCGCACGCUGGACGCCAUGCAGAAGAUCACGGAGAUCAAGGAGCGGCGGGAGAAGCACUUCGUCAUGGAGCGCCUGCGGAAGGGCACGCAAGUGGAGAUUGAGAUGGACGUGAAGGAUGUGCAGAAGAACAUGUCACUGAUUCGCUCCCCGGCGGCGGGUCUGCGCGAGAGGCGGGCCAAGGAGAAGGAGCUGGAGGAGAGCCAGAUGGACCAGGACGUGGAGAAUGAGGAAGAGGAGGAGGAGAUCACGUACGUUCCCGCGAGAGAGCUCGAGAAGAGGCUGGAGGAGGAGGCGAUGGAGGACAGCAGAGAGAUGAUGAUGGAGGCAUAAAUAGCGGUUUGUGUACAAUUUAAUUGCAAAUUAACAUUUGGAUCUGUCGAUUGAAAUUCC